Cottoperca gobio is the source of this 1881-nucleotide messenger RNA. RefSeq names its product homeobox and leucine zipper encoding b (gene homezb). The record is from RefSeq and is a predicted model, not a curated record. Lineage: Eukaryota; Metazoa; Chordata; Actinopteri; Perciformes; Bovichtidae. Gene Ontology annotation, biological process: regulation of transcription by RNA polymerase II. Gene Ontology annotation, cellular component: nucleus. Gene Ontology annotation, molecular function: DNA binding; DNA-binding transcription factor activity, RNA polymerase II-specific. The transcript has 3 exons. The coding region runs from base 748 to 1527 and encodes 259 amino acids.
GUGUUCCUUAUCAGUUCGUCAUCCAUGUGUCACCCUUGUUUGUUGAUGGUUCCUCGUGCGCCCCGUGUCAUCCUGGUCCGUCUUUUCAGUUUACUUUUUACAUUUUUGUUAUUUUGUAAGAUCAUUGAAUAAAGCCCUGUUUUUGUUAACUUCCUCGUCUGCCGUCUUGAAUUUGAGUCCUCACCUUUUCCCCACCGUGACACACUUCUAUUAAACAGGUAGCCCACAAUUACCAAAUACAGCAAGUCCUAUUAUAGGGAUAUCUACAAAUAUAUAAACUGUACAAAGAGCCUUUCCCACAGAUGAAAAAGAUGAGGCAGAAAGUUGAUGCGGUUCCCCAGCUCCAACAUAAAACACCCAGCGCUCCUGGAGAGACUUUAUCAGAGAUGACCAUUGCCCCGAUGGCUUUCAAUCUGAACCAGAGCAGUACAGUGUGUCUCCCCCUGGUCUCUGACAGUCAGAUGCUUAUAUGGGUGCACUCAAACGAGAUCAACCUACAGCCGGAUGGUGCAGCAGAGCUGGACAAGGCCUUCGACCGGUUUCCAUACAUAACGCAGAAACAGACAGCUGCACUGGCGCAGCGCUGCUCCCUGCACCCUGACCAGGUGAAGGUGUGGUUCAUGGUACAGAGGCUCCUCUAUGGCAUCAGCUGGGACUAUAAAGACAUCAGCAGGGUUCGCAGGAAGUUCAAGUCGAGUCAGGGAAAGGAAGAGCUGCAAACCAGGAAGGGGGAAGAGGUGAAAGAGGAUGGAGGAGAGAAUAAGGAAUGCAAAAUACCUGGUGGGAAGAACUGCAGGAGAGGUUAUGGAUGAACAAAGUGCAAGUGAGGGAAGGAUGGUGGGAGACAAUGUGAAGACUAAUGAACAAUUGGAGAGAAAAAAGAAUCAGGAGCAACUUGUGAAGAAAAACGAGGACAAAAAAGUAGAAGAAAAGAAAAUGAACACUAAGAAGAAGCAGAAAAGGAUGACGGUGACGGACGAGUUGGGAAAGAAGAGAAUUAAGCAAGAGGAAGAGAAUAUUGCGGAGAGAGCAGAACUGCUGAUCAGAGCUGACGCCAUUCCCCAUUCCACCUCAAAUAUUUGUAUGACCCCUGAGAGAAGCGACAUAAACACAGAAAUGCACGCGGAGUCAACAAACCACAAUGGUGUCGUCACGAAUAAACCGAACGAGAUCAUGGAGGUGCUCAAUAACCUUGUAGCAGACGGUUCACUAACCCAACAGCAGGAUUCUGAUGUGGUAGACAAAUGCACACUUCCCACUCAGAUCCGCUACAGAACAACGGACACUCAGCUGACGAUGAUGAAAAAGGCUUUCUCGGACUGCCAGUAUCCAGACACUAUGGAAUACUACCGACUGUCGCAGGUGAUUGACAUCCCCCGCAACGUGUUGGUUCAGUGGUACGGUGACAUGCGCUAUUACGUCAAGAAAAUAAAGCCACGCUGGAUGAAUGAGGAGCAGCAUGACAAGGCGCUGGACAACAUCAUGUACCGGCAGGGCCUGACACUACUGCUGAGGACACAGGAGUGAAAGCUGUGGCUCUAAGGGGAAUGAAGAUUAAUCAUCUGAUCACAUUUGGAAAGAUGCAGUUUAGUGACUCGUUCUUUUUGUGUUGAUGUUUUGAACUUUAAGACAUUUGUUUGAUAAAAGGUUGCCAAGUUCACAUUGUUUUACAUUCGUACAUACGUUCACGUUCUUGUGAGUUUGCCUCUUUUACAUAGAAAGUAUCGUUAUACUGUUAUUUCUUAUCAUGUUUGUUAUGUUGUUUGCUAUGUAACUUUUGAAAAGAUACUCAUUUGCAAUGUAGAUGCAAUGUCACAUCGAUGAGUCCCUUUGUGCUGUGCGGUAGUUUUUUGUCAUUCAAAUAAAACAAUUUAAUUCUUU